Molecule: messenger RNA, 968 nt
Organism: Stylophora pistillata
Lineage: Eukaryota; Metazoa; Cnidaria; Anthozoa; Scleractinia; Pocilloporidae
Source: RefSeq, a predicted model, not a curated record
AUGCCAGUAAGGGCUCUCUCAGCAACUUCUAAAUGCCUCGAAAAUUCUAGAAGGCUUUGUCCAUCUGCUUGCUUUAGAAGAGCUUUCAAGGCCGUUUUUACAAAUCUCAACGCCCAUGGAAGAACUGGACCAACAGCGCUGGGCCGUCACUACACAGGACAGGAUCAUGACGGACAAGUUACUCUGUCCAGCGGUGUUCAACAGUGGACUGUGCCGCACACUGGUGACUAUAGAAUAGCAGCAAUAGCAGCUGCAGGCGGGUACGAUAUACAAACUAACAGCACUCAGUACCGGGGAAGAGGAGCAAGAAUGAUUGGAACGUUCCGCUUAAACAAGGGUGAAGUCAUUCAGAUACUUGUUGGUCAAGAAGGAGGAAUAAACACAGUCAAGCGGUCUUCUGGAGGUGGUGGAGGAACGUUUGUGGUGAGAGGAACCAACACACCUUUGAUAAUAGCUGGGGGCGGAGGAGGAGUAUGUGGAGUUAGGUCUAGACAUGAAAGAUGUGACGCCAGCACGAGCACAACAGGGAAUUCUGGACACAAAUCAUGGUCAGAGGGGGGCAAUGGACAUGGUACACAGACUGCCGAUGAUCAUGGUUCAGGUGGUGGUGGUGGCGGGUUUAACUCCAGUGGAAGAAGUGGAAAUAAUUUUCAUGGAACCAAAGAAUGUGGUGGAGAAGGUGGUAAGGGAUUUAUUCAGGGAGGGGUGGGCGGGAGAUCCAGGUUUCACGAUGUCCAUGGUGGGUUUGGUGGAGGUGGUGGAGCUUAUGGGAAAGGAGGAGGAGGACGAGGGGGAAGAGGAGGAGGAGGAGGAGGAGGAGGAUACUCUGGGGGAGGCAGUGGAAGUAAUGGUCUUGACACCUGUGGGGGUGGGGGAGGUUCUUACAACGAUGGAAACAACCAGGACAAUAAAUGUUGUUACAACAACGCUGGUCAUGGUCAAGUGACUAUUACGUUCCUUGAGUAAAA